This is a messenger RNA of Talaromyces proteolyticus, 1596 nucleotides long. Its product is annotated as high affinity methionine permease. Gene Ontology annotation, biological process: amino acid transmembrane transport. NCBI's taxonomy places the organism in Eukaryota, Fungi, Ascomycota, Eurotiomycetes, Eurotiales, Trichocomaceae. Bases 1 to 1596 code for a protein of 531 amino acids. The transcript has 4 exons. Gene Ontology annotation, molecular function: L-amino acid transmembrane transporter activity. Gene Ontology annotation, cellular component: membrane. The record is from RefSeq and is a predicted model, not a curated record.
AUGGCGUCGUACGAGUCCAAAGAAGAUGUCAAGGGCGCUGAACCCUUUGUUGAAAGCAAUGUGGACAAUAUAUCGCUGCCCAAGCCAAACGAUGUCGGCGCGCUGGCUUUCGACGACUACACCCAGGGAGGUCUCGGCCGGCACUUGGGGCUCGUCUCGACGACGUUUUUGGUUAUCGGCCGUAUUAUCGGCACGGGUAUUUUCUCAACCCCAGGGUCGAUAGUGCAGGGCUUGGGGAGUGUAGGCGCUGCGCUCAUGUUCUGGGUCUUGGGCCUGUUUUUGUGUGCUGCUGGUCUCUGCGUCUGGCUUGAAUUCGCAUGCAUGAUCCCUCGCAGUGGUGGGGAGAAGGUCUAUCUCGAGGCUGUGUAUAAGAGACCCCGACUUCUUAUCACGGUGUUUUUUGCCGUUCAAGCCAUCUGCCUUGGUUUUACCGCUUCCGGAUGCGUGGUCUUUGCAUCCUACAUCCUGGUAGCCGCUGACCAUGUCGUUACUGAAUGGGAGGAACGUGGUAUUGCCAUUGCAGUCAUCGUCUCGGUGACUCUACUGCAUACAUUCCUUCCGAACUGGGGCGUACGCGGGAUGAACGUGAUCGGAGUGAUUAAGAUUGUCGUUUUGCUCUUCAUUGUCGUUACCGGAUGGGUUGUCUUGGGUGGCGGCAUAUCUCAUAUCCCAGACCCUCAUGCGAGCUUCCGCAACGCUUUUGCUGGUUCAGCGACAUCGGGGAACCUGUACGCGACGGCGCUUUUCAAAGUCUUGAACUCUUAUGCUGGAUGGUCCAAUCCCAUGUAUGUGUUGAACGAGGUCAAAAACCCCGUACGCACGGUCAAAAUCGCCGGCCCGCUAGGCUUAACUGUCUGUGGCAUCCUUUAUAUCCUAUGCAACAUUUCAUACUUUGCCGCAGCGACUCCCGAAGAAAUUGCACAUAGCGGCAACACUGUGGCCUCGUACUUCAUGGGCAAAGUCUUUGGAAGUGCUGCCAAGCGAGCCUUGAGUGUCCUGGUCGCCAUAUCUGCUCUUGGAAACGUCUUAACCGUCACCUUUGCGCAAUCUCGUGUCAACCAAGAACUCGCCAAGGAAGGCGUCAUCCCCUUCCCCAAAUUCUGGGCCUCCAGCUGGCCCUUUGGCUCGCCCUCCUCGGGGCUGUUACUCCACUUCAUCCCUUCCUUCAUCAUCCUCAUUGCGAUCCCCUUCAACGACGCCUACAGCUUCAUCAUCGAUCUAGAGGGCUAUCCCGGAAGCGUGGUGAACUUCCUCGUGGUGACGGGUCUAUUCUACCUGCGAUGGAAGAAGCCCGAUCUUCCGCGCCCAUUCAAAGUCUGGUGGCCAAUUGCCGCCUUCUUCCUGGUUGCGCAAGCCUUCCAACUCGUUGCGCCGUUUCUGCGUCCGCCCGGCGGUAAAGGUGAUACGUCGUUGCCCUACUGGCUGUCUUCGGUUGUCGGUAUUGGCAUUUUGGCGGCCUCCAUUGUUUACUGGUUUGUCUGGUGGGUGGCAGCGCCCGCGAUUGGCAAGUAUAGACUAGAGCCGCGUCGCGAGUAUCUGAAAGAUGGCACCGCGGUGGUGGUGUACAAGCGGACUCCCACGGCGUAUAGCAAUUAG